AUUCAAUAUUUAUUAAGUGAACCUAAAGAAUUGCAUAGCAAAGUAUUUUGUCCUUUUUUAGAAGAAGAUUGUCAAAAAACUAUAAAAACUUGUAGAGGAAUAAAAGUUUGUGAAAUAGCUAAUAUGGAUAUAGUAAAAACUCUACAUUAUAAUGUUAAUCCUGAUACAGAUUUAAUUCUUCAUGAAAAUAAUGAUUUGAAUGAAGAAAAUUAA
Molecule: messenger RNA, 213 nt
Organism: Dentiscutata heterogama
Lineage: Eukaryota; Fungi; Glomeromycota; Glomeromycetes; Diversisporales; Gigasporaceae
Source: the annotation of a GenBank genome assembly